GCAAUGGCGACCAUAAGUGAUAUUCAGAUCAAGAUACAAAAGAAGUUUGACCAAUAUGCUGAUGCUUUUAAAGUAGGUGAUAUUAAAACCAUGAUGGACGUGUACACCCCUGAUGCUAUUCUUAUGCCACCUGGAAGUACAAUGGUGAAGGGAGCGCAAGCAAUUGAAAUUCACGAAAAAAGGAACCUAGCUAUUUUGAGAGAUAUGUCAGUCACUGUAAGUGAAGUCGGAGACGUUGGUGAUUGUAUUUACACAAUCAUAGCAAUUAAGGCGUUACGAGGAGACAAUUCUGAGCCAUUGAGUGUGAAAGAACUCAUCGUCUGGAAGAAAAUUGGUGAUGAGUAUUAUGCCCAUCGUGUCAUCUGGAAUGCUGAUUGUGAACAAACCAAUCCAUGGAGCAAUGUAGCAUGACAUCUUAUUUCAAUAUGUCACUUGCAUAUGUACAAUGUAGACUUCUUAUGAUAAUGAGAGUUACCAAUGUAAUGUGGUUACAAUUGCUGUAAUAAAAUACUUGUGGUUAAAUCUAACCAA
This is a messenger RNA of Saccoglossus kowalevskii, 531 nucleotides long. RefSeq lists its product as uncharacterized. NCBI's taxonomy places the organism in Eukaryota, Metazoa, Hemichordata, Enteropneusta, Harrimaniidae. The record is from RefSeq and is a predicted model, not a curated record.